AUGGUGAAGAUUGCAAUUUCUGGUGCCUCUGGCAAUGUUGCCCGGGAGCUCCUGGACGUUCUCAUCGCUACCCAGAAGCACGAGAUCAUUCUCUUAUCCACAAAGGAUGUCCCAGCAGACGCGAAUGUGGCGAGGACCACUUGGAUCAAAGUGAAUUACGAAAACGCAACUCAGUUAGCCCAGGCUCUGCAAGGCGUUCACACUUUGCUCUGCUUUAUUACUACGCAGUCAGACCCCGGAAAUGCUGCGCAGAAAAACCUCAUUGACGCCGCAGUUAAAGCUGGCGUGAAGCGAUACGCCCCGAGCGAAUGGGCCACGUCGAGCUUCGAUUACAUGCCUUGGUACAGCGGAAAAGCUGAAAUUCGCCAGUACCUUGAGCAAUUAAACAAAGACGGAAAGGUUCUCGAAUACUGCCUUUUCCAGGUUGGAAUUUUCGUGAAUUAUUUUGCGAGCCCGAAUAAAACAUCAAAACACAUCCAUACUCCUCAGACUCAAUUCGACUUUCACAAGCGUCGCGCUAUUCUACUCGAAGGCGCAGAUGACGCCCGCAUCAGUCUCAUCACUACCCAGGACUUCUGCGCCGUCGUGGCGAGUGCCGUCGAGUACGAAGGCGAGUGGCCUGUUGUCGGUGGCAUUCAAGGAGACGAGCUUACUGUCGCACAACUGAUUGCCAUAGGAGAAAGAAUUCGUGGACCUUUCGCUAUUGAAAAAGUCCAAGCCGAGGAUCUCAAGGCGGGAGUAGUCAGAUCCUCAUGGCUACCCAAUUUUGACCACCCUGCCAUCCCUGCUGACCAAGUUGAGAAGCUGGCGUCAGGUAUGGUGGCCGGCAUACUGCUGGGAAUUUCUGCCGGGGCUAUGAGCGUAUCUCAAGAAUGGAACAAGCUGCUACCGGACUAUAAGUUUACGCGGGCUGAAGAUUUCUUGAGCGAAAUUUGGAACGGCUUAAAUGUUUGA
Colletotrichum truncatum is the source of this 954-nucleotide messenger RNA. Its product is annotated as NmrA-like family protein. NCBI's taxonomy places the organism in Eukaryota, Fungi, Ascomycota, Sordariomycetes, Glomerellales, Glomerellaceae. The record is from RefSeq and is a predicted model, not a curated record.